AUGACAUACACAGAAAACUACAAACGACUACAAUCAAUGUUGAUAAAGUAUCCACGUGUUAUGAGAUACAUAGAUGAUACAUGGUUAAACAAGUACAAGGAAAUGUUUGUGUCUGUUUUGGUUGAUAAACAUCUCAAUUUUGGAAACAACACGACCAAUAGAGCGGAGAGUCAACAUUCCAAGUUAAAGAAAAUUUUAAACUCUUCAAACUCUAAUCUUAAUAAAUUCGUGCAACGGAUUAAUCAAGUCGUGCAAUCACAACUUACUUUGAUCUACGAAAGCUUUGAAAAUAGCUUGACUGUUCGCUACAAUCACCUCAACUUAUCGUGUUUCCAAUUGCUGCGGGGCCAUGUUUCAAACGAAGCUUUAGACAUAAUAUUAGGAGAGGUUCAAAGGUUGGGUGAUUUAAUGUUAGACUCCUCAAAUUGUGGUUGCAAACUACGUAACAGUUGUGGGUUACCAUGUGCUUGCAUGCUUUCUUUCUACUCGAUUUUAGGUGAAAGUAUACCCUUGGAUUCAAUAGAUAUCUUUUGGAGGAAGCUUGAUAUUUCAGAUACGACAUCUAUAGUUGACGACGAUAUUAAUUGCGAUGAUGUAGUGGAUAAAUAUAAAGAAAACUUCAACAAACAAUCAAAAGCCGAGAAAAUGUUUUAUAGGAGAAAGCUAGAAGAGAUAUAUGAUCCGCAUAAAACUGAUGUUGGAGAACCAACGGUUCAAAAAAACACACGUGGACGACCAAGUGUGAAGAAACAACAGAAAAAUAAAGUCAAUCCUCCAAAUCAUGCUCCUCGUAGAUGCAGCUUCUCAACCACAUCGGAGUUUAAUGGCAUGGAUUUAAAUAAAGAACCCGAAAGACAUAGCUUUUCGUGUGGGAUUGACUUAAAUGAUGAACCCCAACAGCAUAGCUUUUCGUGUGGGAUUGACUUAAAUGAUGAACCCCAAAGGCAUUAUCCAUUCCAAAUGAAUGGCAUUCCAGAUAUAUUUCAUGAUUACAUCGACGAUAUACAUGAUGUAGAAGGUGAUGGAAAUUGUGGGUUUCGAGCGGUAGCUGUUUGUUUGGGGUAUAAUGAAGAUCAGUGGCUUUAUAUUCGAAAACAAUUGCUUGAAGAAUUAGAGAGUCAAUAUUACGCAUACCAUAGAGUUUUUACUUACGGGUUCAAUGAGGUAUACCGGUCAUUAUGUUGGUUUCAGUCACCUGCACCUUCCCGACGACAUUGGUUGCAUAUGCCUUUGACUGUUACUUGA
This is a messenger RNA of Lactuca sativa (garden lettuce), 1245 nucleotides long. RefSeq lists its product as uncharacterized. NCBI's taxonomy places the organism in Eukaryota, Viridiplantae, Streptophyta, Magnoliopsida, Asterales, Asteraceae. The record is from RefSeq and is a predicted model, not a curated record.